UACCGGGCGGUGGGCGGUGACCCACCCAGUACUUGGUCUAGUCCCCCACUGCGUGCUGGGGGCACUCGGGGCCUCUGCAUCUUAAGCAGCAUGUGCCUGUGCUGUGCAGAUGACGAAGCCAUCCAAGUCAACCCCGAAGGGCCAAGAUGGCAACAUCCUUCAGACGUCACUGCAAGGCAGUCCAGAGAUAAACGUAUUGAGAAUAUGAAGAACCUAAGGAAGGAGAAGAGGAGAUUUACUAAAAGGUUUGCAAGACCUGCUCCUCUUCCAGAACCAGGACUCCUAUGGACAUAAAGCUGGAGUCUGUGUGGAAGAAAUCAUGCCAGAUGAAAAUGUGCAGAUUAAUAACAUCAAGUGGCAUUUUUAAUUUGAC
Molecule: messenger RNA, 373 nt
Organism: Mustela erminea (ermine)
Lineage: Eukaryota; Metazoa; Chordata; Mammalia; Carnivora; Mustelidae
Gene: CCDC179
Product: coiled-coil domain containing 179
Exons: 4
Coding region: 91-294 (67 amino acids)
Source: RefSeq, a predicted model, not a curated record